UUCUGCCUACAAGUAAUACUUACACUGUCUUGUUGCUUGUUCCUUUUCAGACAAGAACUGCAAGGGCACUACAACCUCUGGGGAAAGGGAUGUCAUAAGUAGUCAUUUCUGAUACUUUGCACAGAGCCACGCUGAUCGGUUAAGAUCACUAGGGACAGUGAGAAUAGUGCAAGACUUAUCGCAUCUCGGGAGACAUGCUGCGUCCCAUAGGCAACAAGUUUCAAUGCUGUCUGCUGCUACUGCAACUGGUGCUAAUAAGCAUAGUGAGGGGCCGAGCAACCAAGCAAACAGUGGGUCGACUUAGCUGCCCCAGUCCUUGUCACUGUGAUGGUGAGAGCAUAUUGCUGAAGGUGGACUGUUCUGACUUGGGACUCAACUCCGUACCCGCCAACCUCAGCCGCUUUACUUCCUACCUAGAUCUCAGUAUGAACAACUUCACUGAACUGCGCCCGAAUGCCCUCGCCACUCUUCACUUCCUGGAAGAGAUCCGUCUUGCAGGAAAUGGUUUGACACACAUCCCCAAGGGAGCCUUUUCUGGUCUUUUCAAUCUUAAAGUUCUAAUGCUUCAAAACAACCAGCUAAGACAAGUUCCCAGUGAAGCAUUUCAGAAUCUGCACAACCUUCAGUCCUUACGUUUGGAUGCCAACCACAUAUCCUAUGUACCACCAAGCAGCUUUGAUGGUUUGGUCUCCCUUCGACAUCUAUGGCUAGAUGACAACUCCCUGGCAGAAAUCCCAGUCAAGGCUUUAAGUGGUCUCUCAUCAUUACAAGCUAUGACUCUGGCCCUCAACAAAAUAGUUUCUAUACCAGACUAUGCCUUUAAAAAUCUUUCCAGGCUUGUUGUUUUGCAUCUCCAUAACAACAGAAUCCAGUCCCUGGGAAAGAAAUGCUUUGAAGGACUCCAGAACUUAGAAACAUUAGAUUUAAACUACAACAACCUCAUAGAAUUUCCUACUUCUAUCAAGGCACUCAGUAACCUUAAAGAACUGGGGUUCCACAGUAACAGCAUCAAGUCUAUACCUGAACAAGCAUUUGUUGGUAAUCCGGCACUUAUAACAAUUCAUUUUUAUGACAACCCAAUCCAGUUUGUUGGAAAAUCUGCUUUUCAGCAUCUGCCUGAACUGAGAACAUUAUCAUUAAAUGGUGCCACAGAAAUAGAUGAAUUCCCUGAUCUGACUGGAACCACAAGUCUGGAAAGUCUGACUCUGACUGGAGCACAGAUAACUACGCUUCCCAUGGAGAUUUGUGAUCAGUUGCCUAAUCUUCAGGUCCUAGAUCUUUCAUACAAUUUGAUACAAGAUUUGCCCAGCUUUAAUGGCUGCCAGAAACUUCAAAAAAUUGACCUACGUCACAAUGAAGUCCGUGAAAUCAGAGCAGACACCUUUCAGCAGCUAACUGCCCUCUGUUCCCUGGACUUGGCUUGGAAUAAGAUUGCAGCUGUGCAUCCCAGUGCUUUUUCUUCUUUGCCAUCUCUAAUGAAAUUGGAUAUUACAUCCAACCUCCUUUCAUCCUUUCCUGUGACUGGACUACAUGGAUUAACUCAUCUAAAGCUCGCAGGUAACCAUGCCCUGCAAGAUAUGAUCUUAGCUGACAAGUUUCCACAUUUAAGAUCAAUGGAGAUGCCUUAUGCUUACCAGUGUUGUGCAUUUGGAGCAUGUGAAAACCUCAACAAACUCUCAACUCACCUGAGCAAAGAUGAAAACAGCAGCACAGAUGAUAUUCAGAGGAAAGAUGCCAUGUUUUUACCUAUUCAAGAUGAAAAUGAUUUUGAAGAUUUCUUACUGGACUUUGAAGAAGAUCCUAAAGCCAUUCAUUCUGUCCAGUGCUCUCCAUCACCAGGUCCUUUCAAGCCAUGUGAUUAUCUCUUCCGAAGCUGGUUGAUACGAGUUGGAGUCUGGGUGAUAGCAUUACUCUCACUUACCUGCAAUAGUCUAGUGAUCACAACGAUCUUUAGAUCACCAAUCUGUAUAUCUUCCUCAAAAAUAUUAAUUGGACUAAUAGCAAUUACAAACAUUUGCUUGGGGUCAUGCAGUGGCAUCUUAGCAGUUGUUGAUGCUUUGACCUAUGGCAGUUUUGCUAAAUAUGGAGCAAGAUGGGAGAAUGGAGCUGGAUGCCAGGUUAUUGGCUUGCUAUCAGUUUUUGCAUCACAGACUUGUAUUUUUUUGCUGACUACUGCAUCACUGGAACGUGGAUUCUCCUUGAGAUAUGCUACAAAAAUUGAAACAAGGUCCUUAAAUAAUGGUAUUAAAAUAGCAGCAAUGUUUUCUGUUAUUCUAGCACUGAUUAUUGCAUGUGUCCCUUUGUUCCAAGUCAGAGACUAUGGUAUUUCUCCACUGUGCUUCCCACUGCCUUUUGGAAAUUCUUCCACAAUGUGUUUUAUGGUAGCUUUGGUUCUACUGAAUUCCUUCUGUUUCCUAGUAAUGACCAUUUCCUAUAUCAGACUUUACUGUAACUUAGAUAAGGAAGAAAUGGAAAACAUCUGGGACUGUUCAAUGACAAAGCACAUAGCUUGGUUGCUUCUCACUAACUGCGUUCUUUACUGCCCAGUUGCCUUUUUAACAUUCUCCUCAUUGUUUAACGUUUCUUUUAUCAACCCAGAAGUGAUAAAGUCAAUAAUUCUGGUGAUUGCCCCAUUGCCAGCUUGUUUAAAUCCUUUGUUGUAUGUGUUCUUUAAUCCACAUUUUAAAGAAGACUUUAUAAUUCUUAGAAAACAGGCCAUGUUAUGGAAAAGAUCUAAACAGAGAAGCUUUGUUUCUAUAAACUCUGAUGAUGCAGAAAAGCUGUCUUGUGACUCCAGACAAGCACUUGUGGCAUUUAUUAAAGCCAGCGUGUUGUCUGAGAAUGCGGACAAUUUAUCUAUCCCAUCAGAGCACCAAGAGGCCGAUUCCGGCCAUUUUUCAUGAAUAUUAGUCAGUCUCUGUUAUUAGUUUUCUAAGUAAAUAAAAAUGCUUUACAGUUCUUAUAAAUACACAUGACUGUAAGGACUUUUCAGCUGCUGUAGAUACAUCUGAAAACAGAUAAGAGACAACAAAUAUGAACAGUAUUUUGUUCAGACUGUGACAGGUCACCAUGAAUAGACAUUUUCUUAUUAGGAAGUAGCUGUUUAAAUGAUGCUGAAUGCUAUCCCAAUAUGAGCUUGUUAUUAUUUUAGAGAUCAUUCGAAUUCUCAUAUUAUCUGUAUUAGACAGAAAAAAAAAGUUAGUAAAUCUGAAUUUUCACAAUAUUCUAAUUUUCUGUGUAUGACCAUAUUCUAACAAGCAUGAUAAAGACACCAUUUUCUAUUACUGGCCAUGAUAAUAUGAGAUAGAUGAUUACUGAUUCAUAUAUGAUGUAGGACAAUUGCCAACACUGUGUUGAUCCAGUUACUCUGAAUAAGGAAACAACAGCGCAAUUUAUAAGCUGCUACGCUAGAAAAUCAAACAGGCUAUGUUCUUGUCUCACUCAGAACUGAAUACAUACCAAAUGUAGUAGUGUGACUUAUCAAAACCUAUAAUACAUUUGCAAAUACAUGACAUUUAAAAUCUUCAUUGUCAUUAUUAUCUAACUGGUUUUAUUCACUGCCGUAAUUUAAAAGCUGCUUAUGGCCACUGCAAUGCCAUACAUAUUUUAUUUACUGUAACUUUUGUGUAAGUUAUUCAUUUGCACUUUUAAAUAAUAAUCUCCUGUUACCUGGAAUAAAACUGUGGUUAAUGUCAUUAUGUCUUAACCAAAGCAAAGUACAAAGCAAAAUUCCAAAUACUGCUCAUUCUAUUGCCUAAACAAUGCAUACAUCUAAAUAUGAUCUGUGUAUGUUAAAAAUCUCUGUUUGUGAUGGUAUCUGGCAAAAGAGUAAGAAGGGUUUGAAGAGAACCCCACACUAGACUGUAAAAGGUAAUGGUUUUGUUGCUAUUCAUUGUGUGCAGCCAUUCAUAGGACUAAAGGAAUGAGUAAGUGAAUGAUUCAAGUACCAAACAUUAUAUUACACAACUGUUCACAUACCUCAUCAAUGAAACACUUUAUUUUACGAAUGUAUUAUUAUCUGAUUACAUCAUACAUAUAAUGGAUUGUUCAAUAGACUUUUCCAUAAUUCUGAAUAGUUAAUAAACUGCUGCUAUAGUUCAUAAAUAAUACAACAGUCCAGUUUAGUGCAUUUCUUAAAUAAUUUGACUUCCUAACUGUAGCUAUUCUUUAGACAUAAUUGCAUGUAUAUAUAUAUAUAUAUAUAUAUAUAUAUAUGUCCAUUUGUGCUUUUUGAACAAUACCUUCUUGUUACAUAUGUUUAAGCACAGUUACAUAAAACAUGCUGUAGUGUUGGUCAUGUGUCAACAGUCAAUGUUUAUAUUUAAAAGAACUGCCUUCUUUUUUCAAGCAUGUGUACUUACAGAAAGUUGGUACAGUAAAUCUCUUAACACUUGUUACUAUUUAAGUAUUGCCACUCAUUAGAAAGAGCUCCAAAUUAUAUGCAGCUCAUAACCAAACUAAAUAUACUCCAAUAGUUUAAAACAGAAGUGUAUUGUAGACAAAAGGUCAUCGCUGUAAUACUAAGAAUCGGUUUAUUUAAAAAAGUGACAGAUUAAAUUAAAAAAAAAGUUUAUUAAACAAAUGUGGUGCUUUUGAUGAAAACUGCCCUACAAAAUAAAAUCUGAUUUCCCAGUUCAACUGACUUACCUUUGUAGUAUAUUUUAUACAUUGGUAUUGGUAUAUAUAACAAAACUUAACUCUAUCAGAAUACAAAAUAUGUACAGAGUGUAGGAAUGUUUUACUUUAGUACACAAAUAUGCUGUUCAGUGUAUAUUACUCUUUGAUAUGAUUGUUUGCACCCCCUUUGAUAUGAAACAAAUGUUAAAUGUUCUAUUUCUACCUUUGUCAUUCUUUUGGUGACUGCUUAUACUAUGUACAUGCAUAGCUUAAAUUAACAAAGUAAUAACAUGAUCAAAUGGUCAACACAGAUAUUAUAUUAUGCUUUAUCUUGUAGGUAUGUUUUAUUAUAGUCUGAUGGAUGUUGAAAAACUUAUUUUCACUACUGGAUGAGCACUGAAACAUUUGCAAGAAUGUGGAAAUAAGUCUUUCAGUCCCUAAUUUCAUACAUUUAGUUUCAACAUUGUGUGCCUUCAGCAUUGUGGAACAAUUAAACUGUAACUAGAUCCCUUUUGAACUUAUACAUUUCAAUGUGCUUGUGCAGUAUCUUAAGAAAUGGUAUAAUUUGGCUGUUACUUUAAUAUAUACCAGAUGUAUAGCAUCAGAAGUAAAAUUGUCUUAGCUAAAAGAAAAACUAAUGACAAUAAGUUUAGUUUUUUAGCUCUAAAUUCAAACUGUUAGCAGUUCCUAGAUACUGAAGGUCAACAGAUGAGAAUGUCAUGUACCAUUAACAUUGUUUGUAAGUAUAUUUUUUAACUUGUUCAGUUGUUCAUCUUUGGAUGCAAAAAUAUUUUUAUGGCAAAGAAAUCUUUAUAAGAUAUGUAAAUAAAUAAACUGUAUUUAUUUUUUCAUUGAAAGAAUCAGUGAUGUUAAAGGAGUGGGGAAUAAAUUCCAUGUACAGAGUCCUUUCUGCCAUUUAUAAUAAUCUGUAUUCUCACUAAGAGAUCAGCAUAUCUAAUUAUGUGUAUGUAAUAUAUGUAAAUGGGUAGUAACUGUAAAUAGAAUACAUUCAGACUUUUCUAUGAAGUAAUGGAUAUAUGGUGUUUGUAAUAAAACAAGUUCUUAAAUAUUG
Protopterus annectens (West African lungfish) is the source of this 5689-nucleotide messenger RNA. It is a transcript of the gene LGR5, whose product is annotated as leucine rich repeat containing G protein-coupled receptor 5. NCBI's taxonomy places the organism in Eukaryota, Metazoa, Chordata, Ceratodontiformes, Protopteridae. Gene Ontology annotation, biological process: G protein-coupled receptor signaling pathway. Gene Ontology annotation, molecular function: protein-hormone receptor activity; protein binding; G protein-coupled receptor activity. The transcript has 18 exons. The coding region runs from base 195 to 2903 and encodes 902 amino acids. Gene Ontology annotation, cellular component: membrane. The record is from RefSeq and is a predicted model, not a curated record.